Messenger RNA from Suncus etruscus (white-toothed pygmy shrew), 1055 nucleotides. RefSeq names its product proline rich 32 (gene PRR32). The coding region runs from base 204 to 1055 and encodes 283 amino acids. The transcript is spliced from 2 exons. The record is from RefSeq and is a predicted model, not a curated record. NCBI's taxonomy places the organism in Eukaryota, Metazoa, Chordata, Mammalia, Eulipotyphla, Soricidae.
UUAUCUUCCUCUCUUCCCUAGCAACUGGUAACCUCAGAAAGAGAACUUCUAAUCUAGAAAGAAGCAGUUGGUCUCUGGCUUCACUGGACUUGUCAAGUUGCUCCAAGCAGCAGCAGUCAUUUCUCCAGACUGAGCUGACCUGUGUGGGUGUUCAGCUGAUUUUCUCCAUCUCAUCGCAAAAGCGAUCCUGAUCAAAUUCUGCCAUGGCUUCUCUGGAAAAUGUCUCUGAUGAGAAUGCUACUCAACCCAAAGAAGUAGCUGCAGAAGAACAUGGGAAUCAGGAGACUCUUCCAGACCUGUCUCUCCAGGGUGCAAGUGCCGAGCCAACUUCCAUGCUCACUAAUGUUGCCGAGUCCGAGGGCCAAGCUGGCGUGCCAGGUCUGCAGAAUCCUCCUGUCAAUGUGCUGAAUGAUCUGACAAGAGAGCAACUGGAGCGUCCCUCGGAGGCAACAGGAUCCUCCAGUCCUGUUGACAUUUUGAGAAUUGAAGGGUCCUUUGGGCCAACACCUGCUGUUGCUCAAGCUUCCCGAGCAACCGCAAAAGUAAAUAGCUCCGGGGGACAGGCAGGCUUGUGGCAGUGGGGACAGGAUUCUGCUAAUGUGUCUGGCAGACCUCCUGCCAUGAUGACAGGGGGAACCAAUGCCAGCAUGGGAGGAAGUGAGAUGGGUGGCAGCAGUGCAGAUGAAUUUAUACCCUUUACACCACGUCAAAUGCCUCUUCCUCCCAGAGGCCCACCAGUGAGAGCCCCUUCAAAUAUUACUUACCAUACAUCAGGGGUUAUGUUAGAACUGCCUCCGAUAAGAUCAAACAUGCAGUACAGAGAUAGGUUGGCUCAGGAUUCUGUCCCAGCUGGGGUCCCUCAGGCUCCUGCACCUUCAACUUCCAGUACUCGACGCGGGUCUAUUUGCUUUACUCGUACUGGCAUUCUUAAUCCCCAGCAUCCACUUUACAAUCCACUUUUUCCUUUGCAUUUUACUUCUGACCCACAGUAUUAUACUCCCAGUACUACUCCCCCAGCAAGACCAAAGAAAUCUAAGAAGAAGGAGAAGAAGUAA